GACGCCUCUUCCCGCCGCUGUCCACACGAUGCGGGUGUCGGGCUCCGGGGCCGCGGUUCUCCUGUUCUUCGGCCUCGUCUCCUGGAGCCGGGGUCAAGAGACGAUUAAGAAACUCUCUGGCAGCAAUGUGACAUUUAAAGUAGACGUGACAGCCGGCCCCACGGAAAUCGCCUGGUACCAGCGUACCGAUAAGAUCGUAGACCUGGAGGUAGGGUCGGAGCCGUUCUUCUACAGUUUGAAGAAUAGGACUGUCCCAGAUCUAUCAAAAGGGACUCUGCUUCUCAUGGAUGUGUCUCCGGCAGACAGCGGAUCAUACAGAGCUCAGCUUUUGAUUGGAGGUUCAUAUAAAAACGUAUAUUUCAGCCUGCAGGUGUUCGACCGCGUUUGUCAGGUUGUCAUCCGGAACAGCACACAGGAGAACAAUGUGACGCUGUGGUGUACGUGCUCCGCCCCCAGCGCCGCGCCUCCCACCAGGUAUCAGUGGUCCAACGAGAGCAGCCGCAGUGUGUCUGACCUUCAGAAGAUCACCGUGCAAAGAGCAGACAAGGAGCAGCUCCUCCGGUGUAACGCCAGCAAUGAGGUCUCCUGGACUGACGCCACCAUCACCGUGCCCGCCAAAGCUAACAAUGGGAGGUCACAUAUAGCUGCUAUUAUCUGUGCAAUCGUGGGGGUGAUCAUCAUCAUCAUCGCCAUCAUCCUGCUUUACUUCCGCUGCAGAAAACGCGCUACGUUUUCUGUCCAAAAUCAAGAAGACACUGUGAAACUUCUCCAGGAGCCUACAGGAGAGUCUCUCACACCUUCAGAGAUCGUCUUUAAGAAAGAUGGAGAAGUCGUGAUGUCGAUCUUACUGCAGUCACCAGUACUGUGUCUGGAAAGGCUGAGUGUACAGCCACACUUGCUGAAGAUUAUGGAUGUGAAGGAGGAAGACUUUGCGCAGUACAAGGCCAAGGUUCACCUCGGAGAAAACACCACCACCCACACGUUUCUCUGUAAAUCAGCACAAAAUGGGAAGAUCGGAGAGGAUGAUGAUCCAGAGACUGGACUGGUUUAUCCUGAAAAUGGAGAGCUGACGAUGGAGAUCCCCAACGCUGAGAACGCUGAACGUAUCGUCUGGAGUAAAGAUGGCGCUGAGAUCCUGGCGGUGACCUGCAGCCCCCUGUCCUCUGAGCGACCGGUCUUAUAUAAGGGGGCUCUGUCUACAGAUCUUGUAUGGGACGGGGAUAAGACGCACUGGGAUGAUGUCGCUCGCCCCCCCGGGGCUUCUGUCGAGUAUAUCUUCUGUCUGAAUGAUGCCGCACGGAACUCCGGAAGCAUCACAUUGUAUCCGGUGAUUGUGGAGAAUGAAGAGCGAAUCACCUGGACGAAGGACGGGAAACGGCUGGCGAGCUGCAAGGCGGGCGAGAGUCCGGAAUAUUCCAGAGGUGGAGCCUUCUACCUAAAGUCCGGGCGCCUGACCCUGAGCAACCUGAAGGAGGACUGCAGUGGACAGUACAUCAUGGAGGCACAGGGCCCCAAGACAUCCCGGCAGGAGUUCAGCCUGACCAUCUGUCCAGCUUUCUGAUCGCUCUGCUCUGGAGGAUCGCUCAUCGCUCUCUUCGGACGCCGCAGCCCGGCACUAUGUAUAUUGCAGCCUCCUGCAGUCGGGGGAGGGGAUGUGACUGUUCAGAUCUUGGAGCCUGGACCUCCUGAGCGGCUCUUCACCUCUGCGCACAGUCCUCGGACCUCGCGUCCGUGCUUCUCCAUGCAUGUCUGUGGGCCUUACAUGACCAUACUAUAACGCUCUCCUGUGCUUUGUACACAAAUUUUUGGGAUUUAUUUUUUUUAUACCAAUUUCAUUUACCAUUUUCUUACAUAUUUUUUUUAUACUUAAAAACAAUGAAGGAAUCCUGUGAUACACGUGGCGACAGCAGCUCGGUCACCUGGGGACACUGAUCUCAGUAUGUGGUGGUCCUGGGGAGAGUAUGGGGACCCCCUGCUUCUGCAAUCCAUCGAGGCUGCAACAACUCUUCAUUGUAGUUCAGCACAAGGAACGCAACCUCAGCAGGCGCAGUGAUCCCUAAAAAGGGCUCUUCCGGGGCCCCACAGUGGUUAUUACAGGAAGUGAUGACCCGUCCUCAUAAUAGAGUGGUCACAGCUCUCCGCUGCACAGUGGCUGGAUGGGAGCGCUGCUGUGAAGGCACCUCAGCCUCUUUGUUGUUGAGAUGGAGGGUCCUAGAGGUCAGAGGCAUAUGCUAGUAUUAUAAGAGGGAUACCCCAUGUAAUUAUUGGAUCAUGUUCUGCAUGUGCCUACCGGACACUGCUUCGAUUCCUCAUCGUUAUCAAGAUCUCUGCUUGCCGUCAGUGAAUGUGAAAAUUAUUUAUAUCCAUAAAUCGAAAAGCCAUCCUGACCUAAUACUGCUCACGUCGGAGGGUUUGUCAAAGUUGUGUCAGGUCUGUUUAGGAGAGGAUUUUAAUGUUUCAUGCCAUAUCGCAUGGGUGAUGUUAUUAUUGGGGGUCUUAGGCGGGGUACCGACUGUUCCUUAAAGGUUAUGUACACCUUCACGGUCUUAUGAUUGCAUUUUACCCAUUUUGGGCUAAAAAAAAGUAUAUUAAAAAUAUUGAGCCAUUCUGUCACAAAGCGUUAACUGUUUGCUCAGCUGUGUGAAUCGGUGUCAUGUAAUAAACCUGAUCUCUAAGAUAGUAAAAUGUCAUAAACACUUAUUAAAGCCACUUUCUUAUCACUGAGCUAUAACGAGUGUUUAUAAGAUCAGAGAUAAGGAGCCGUCAGCUGAGCUGCCUGACGGAACAGAGUGAAAAUUCAGAGCCUGCUACUAGAUAAACUCAAGGCUGCACACAGACAGUGGUUCACAGCUGAAAAAUGUUUUUAGCUCGAAAUGAGUACAAUGCAAUAAUAAAAUAAAUGUCCACAAAGGUGUGCAUGGCCUUUAAAGAGACUGGCUGUGAAGGGAGACUUUUUGGCAAUGUUCCAUGGGAAAAUAAUCUCCCAAGAAAGAGAACCAUCUGACUAGCGCCACCUUCUGGAAGUGGCUCCCUCUGAGUCAAAGUCCACCCUUUUAACUAAGCCUAAGGAUAAAUAGCCAAGCCAUUGAUCCGUCCGUAGACAGCUGUUUCGGAUGCUCCCCUCAUCAGGCCGGAGUGGGAUUUGCACUCAGCCAGACAGAAUCCUACUGAUGCGCUGAUGUCCGGCAGCUCCCCACAUGCAUGCUCUGCUGGGCAUUCCUGUGUAUGGGGUGGAUCGGCACAGUCAUCUCAUCAAUAAGACCAGGGGUAAGAGGGGGAGAAUGUAAUGGGACCAGUACCAGACAGUACAGAAGGUCAUCUUCAGGGCUGGGAGAAGUAUUUGCCCCCUUCCCAGUGACUUCUAGUUCACCAUGUUUGUCAGACAUUUCAGAUCAUCAGAUGACUAUUAACGUCAGACACCGAGAACCUGAGAUCACAGCAGAUUUUAUAUAAACCUGGCCCCAUGUGAGGAAGUAAUUGCCCCCUUAUAGUGACUCUGUAGACAGUUGGUUUGUGUUUCCGCAUCCCGGCAUGAAUCAGGAGAUCACUUUCAUAGAGCCUGCCUGGUGAUGUGAAGCAGCUGGAAGUUCUCCUAAACCCCUACAUGAUACAGCUAUGUACUAAAGACAUUCAUAUACAGAUGCCAAGCAAAGUCUUCGACAGCGUUACACCGCCAUCGCUGAGGCUCUGGUGAACUAUAGUGCCACUAAUGGUGAAAACCUUCCCGGAGCGACCAGUCUACCAAAAUCCAUCAAGAGCAUCAGCAACUCAAGGAGGUCACAGAAGAACCUAGAGGAACAUUUGUAGACCUGGAGAUCUCAGCUGCCCCAGGAAAGGUCAAUAUACUUGUUUUGAAUUUGCCAAACAUCGAGAUGACGCCUAACCCUUUUGGGAUAAUAUUCUGAAGUCUUAUGAGUCAAAGGUGGAACGUUAUGGAAGACAUGGUUCCUGUUACAUCCCAUUCCACUGUAAGAACAUCAUAGCAACAGUCAAACGUGAUGGUCGUGUAAUGAUCUGGAGCAGGACCUGGAUGACUUGUCAUCAUAGAUGGAACCUUGAAUUGUGCUUCAUCGGAAAUCAUCAGGAGAACCCAUUAGUUCAUGACCCGAAGCUCCAGCACAGUUGGGUUAUGUGGCAAGACAAAGACCCAGAGCGCACAAGUCACCUCGAAAGGGCUAAGAAGAAUCAAGAUGACAGUUCUUGAGGUGCUGGGUCAAAGUCCUGACCUCGGUCCCAUUGAGAUGUGUCAAAACCUUAAUGAGGCUGUUCAUUCUGGGCAUCCCUCUAGUGUAGGCAAAAUAAUAGCAGUCAGACAUCACUAACCUGAUCAAUCACAGUUUUUUGGUAGAAAUGAUAUUUCUGCAUAGCAAAUAAUUUACUAGCAGGUGUAGUAGAGUAAUAGAAACCCAACAUGACAUGCAU
This is a messenger RNA of Bufo gargarizans (Asiatic toad), 4422 nucleotides long. RefSeq lists its product as uncharacterized. The coding region runs from base 29 to 1561 and encodes 510 amino acids. The record is from RefSeq and is a predicted model, not a curated record. Lineage: Eukaryota; Metazoa; Chordata; Amphibia; Anura; Bufonidae. The transcript has 10 exons.